AUGAAGUCGGGCCUCGAUGUCCUAAAGACUGAGGAGUUUGCAACCUUCUGGCCUGGGGGCUGGAUCUUUGCGCGCUUGACCGUGGACGUGCGCAGCGCUGUGCAAGACUGCCAGAAAUUCGGCUGGGAGGCCGGCGCCCGGCUCUUGCGGCCACUGGCGCAGGAAGGUGUCCUGAGGAUCUUCGAUGUGAGUUGCGGCUUGGGCCUAAGCUCAAUAGCCGCUGCCCGGGCGGGGCACAACGUCACCGCCACCGAGGUCUCCUCAGAGGUGCUGCAGAUAGUGGGGCAGAACGCGCAGCGCAAUGCAGCCCAGCUGCGCCUCUGGCGAUGGGACCUGCAAAUGGAGCCGCCACCCGGCCUGGUGAAGCCACUGGAGGGACCGUCGGACAGCGCCUACCACCUUUGCUUGCUGGAUCUGGGUUGGCUCAACAUGCGCGACCGUGCAGCCAACCUUCUCAAAGACUGGCGCAUCUCCAUUGUCCUGGGCGAGGAAUGGCCAAUCUUGGAAAGCGUGUUGAACAGCACCCUGGUUAGACUGCGGCAACUCGGCGGCUGCAAGCUCCAUGCCUUUAUUGGGAGGACGACUGCUGGUGACGCCGUGGUUCUGGAGCAUGCAGCGGUCGAGCUCGAAAGCAGCACAAAGGAGCUCUUGCGUGCCCUGGACACCCUGGGGGCCGAGUUUCCGACGUCUGCAGGCCCGCGCGAGGCCACCGUGAGUCCGUUGGGAUGGCUGGAGAAGAUUGGGUGGACACCUCCCAUUUGGCAUCACCUGAUCUUGUGGUAG
This is a messenger RNA of Symbiodinium natans, 783 nucleotides long. The record is from the annotation of a GenBank genome assembly. NCBI's taxonomy places the organism in Eukaryota, Dinophyceae, Suessiales, Symbiodiniaceae.